Molecule: messenger RNA, 2145 nt
Organism: Notothenia coriiceps (black rockcod)
Lineage: Eukaryota; Metazoa; Chordata; Actinopteri; Perciformes; Nototheniidae
Gene: map3k8
Product: mitogen-activated protein kinase kinase kinase 8
Exons: 8
Coding region: 91-1563 (490 amino acids)
Biological process (GO): protein phosphorylation
Molecular function (GO): protein kinase activity; ATP binding
Source: RefSeq, a predicted model, not a curated record
CCCUCCUACGCACCGGACGACUGCUGUUCCUCUGUUUACUUCCUUCUUAACACCGUCCGUCCCCUUCCAGUCAGUCAGACGCUCGAGACGAUGAAGAGAGGAGCGGCACUUAAAGCUUCCGUUUCAAAGAUUAUUACGGGUGAGCAGCACAAGUCAAGCAUCAAGAUGGAUUAUAAAUAUGACAAUGGAUUAGAAUUGUUGUUGGCUCACAUGAAUUUAGAAGACAUCAUCAACGCUGCAGAGACUCUUUAUCAGCUUGAAGAAGACGGGGAGGAAGGAGGCUUGUCGUUGGAAGAGGAAAGUCUCUCCCAGGAGGAGAUGGACGAAAAUGAGGAGACGGGGGUCUCGGGGAGUCAGCAGAAGGACUAUGAUGAUGGGGUUGGUGGUGUUCGGUACGGGACAGUGACAGACCUCUUGUCUUUUGUCAACCUGCUGUCCAACAUGCAGACAGCAGCCAUGCAGCAUCUACCUGCGGAGAUUGGAGUCCUACUGAACAAGAAGGACAUGGCUGUUAAAAAAGGCCGCUACCAGAUCAACAUAGACGUGCUCCUCUUUCCAUGGAAGCUGACCUACAAGAAUCAUGGCACUAGCCUUGUGCCUAAGGGAUCAUUUGGGAAAGUCCACUUGGCUCAGGACACCAACACCAGGAAGAGAAUGGCUUGCAAACUGAUCCCUAUGGAGCACUUCAAAGCAGCCGAUGUGGAGUUCCAGGCCAGGUUUCGCCACGAGAACAUUGCUGAGCUCUACGGCGCUGUGCUCUGGGACCAAAGUGUCCACCUGUUCAUGGAGGCCGGAGAGGGGGGCUCGGUCCUGGAAAAACUUGACAGCUGUGGGCCCAUGAGGGAGUUUGAGAUCAUCUGGGUGACCAAGCAAGUCCUGCGGGGCCUGGAGUACCUGCACUCACACAACGUCAUCCACCACGACAUCAAACCCAGUAACAUUGUCCUGAUGUCAGACAAGGCAGUGUUGGUGGACUUUGGCUUGACGGUGCAAAUGACAGAGGAUAUAUACAUUCCCAGAGACCUGAGAGGAACUGAGAUGUAUAUGAGUCCAGAAGUGGUUCUAUGUCGAGGACAUAACACCAAGACAGACAUCUACAGCUUGGGCACCACCAUCAUUCACAUGCAGACUGGCAGCCCUCCAUGGGUCUUGAGAUACCCUCGCACCGCCUACCCAUCCUACCUCUACAUUAUCCACAAGCAAGCCCCGCCUAUGGAGGACAUAGCGGAGGACUGCAGCCUGGCCAUGCGAUCCUUUCUUGAGCGGGCCCUGGAAAGGAACCCUGCUCUGCGCAGCUCUGCGUCAGAGCUUCUGAAAGACGAGGCCAUCAACCCCCCCAGAGAGGAUCAGCCUCGCUGCUGGAGCCUUGACUCAGCCAUGGAGGAGGCCAACCACACCAUGCUACGCCAGCAGUGCCAGCACCAUGACACCACACAGGAUUCUUCUCUUUACUCCGAGGACUCUGGCCACACGAGGAGGAAGGGCUCCUUGUACAUUGACCUAGGGGCCUUGUCGGGUUACAGUAAACUGGUGACCGGGCCCCCUACUGCGGAAUAUGGCUAGCCCCGGACCACAGCCUGCCAAUUAUGUGGCUGAACUUUAGUCAAAGGCAAUUGAUGAUUUAACCUUUUUAUACAUAUUGCUCUGCUGUUAUAUAUCCGAGAGCUCAAGGCGACAUAGGUCAGGGAUGAACUGCACUUAUUUACAAGUCUGAGGAUUAAUGGAAUGAGCUCAACCUUGAUGCUGAAAUGGGCUGAUGUGAGUCAACUGCACUGCAGGACAGUGGUUGGAAGAGAUGUACUGUGUAUCAUUGAGCAUUAACUGUCAGCUAUUGGUAUAAUUCCCAGAGCUCUCUGCUUCUUUCUGGUGGAUGCUAUGUUCUUUUCUUGUGAAAAUAUGAGUUAUAGUCUUUAAAAAAAAAGAUGAAUUACUAAACAUAUGUAAGGUAUUUCGUUAAAGUAUGUGUGCACUAUGCAAACAUAUCUAUGUAGUUCUUUAUGAACUCCCUCUUGUUAAUUCCUGUGGAAUAUUAAUAGCAUCGUAAGUGACACUUCUGUGGAAUGCAUGUGAUUUCCUAUUUGUGUUUUGUACAUCCUUUGAGAUGAGGUCUGAUGUUCUUCUCACCAAUAAAAUGUGUUACUUUUA